Molecule: messenger RNA, 1227 nt
Organism: Mercurialis annua (annual mercury)
Lineage: Eukaryota; Viridiplantae; Streptophyta; Magnoliopsida; Malpighiales; Euphorbiaceae
Product: peroxidase 2-like
Exons: 3
Coding region: 68-1045 (325 amino acids)
Biological process (GO): hydrogen peroxide catabolic process; response to oxidative stress
Molecular function (GO): peroxidase activity; heme binding
Source: RefSeq, a predicted model, not a curated record
UAGCCAAAACAAAACACAUCAAUCAAAUUACCUUAAUUACAAUUACUUGCAAUCCAAGCAAUUAAAAAUGGCUUCAUAUUUCAGCAAAUUCGGUCUCUAUGCCUUGCUCGUACUGUCUGUUGUUUCUCUAGCAAGCUCUUCAGCUACUCCACUGCUUUCUUCUACUUACUACAGCAAAAUUUGUCCGAAAGCUUUACCGACGAUUAAACAACUUAUCGAAGCUGCUGUGUAUAAGGAACCACGAAUGGGCGCUUCUUUGUUGCGUCUGCAUUUCCACGACUGUUUUGUUAAUGGGUGUGAUGCAUCACUUCUUUUGGAUUCUUCAUCUACUAUUGAUAGUGAAAAGAAUGCACUUGCUAAUUUAAAUUCUGCUCGAGGAUUUGAGGUUAUCGACCAAAUUAAGGCGGCUGUAGACAAAGUUUGUGGUCGUCCUGUGGUCUCAUGUGCUGACAUUUUAACUCUUGCAGCUCGUGAUUCUGUAGUUGCGCUUGGAGGGCCAACAUGGACCGUGCCUCUAGGAAGAAGAGACUCAACAACAGCAAGCAAGACUCAAGCAAACAAAGACAUUCCCUCACCAUUCAUGGACCUCGCUGCCCUAAUUAAAAACUUCAAGAACCAAGGUCUCAACGAGAAAGAUCUCGUCGCUCUCUCCGGGGGCCAUACAUUAGGGUUUGCAAAGUGUUUAUUGUUCAAAGACCGUAUCUACAACGACACUAAAACCAUCGACCCUAUGUUUGCGAAACAACGUAGAUUGACUUGUCCGAAAACUGGUGGUGACACGAAUCUUGCACCUCUCGAUCCAACUCCGGCACAUUUUGACUCGGCUUUCUUCACCGGCUUGACCCAGAAAAAAGGUCUUCUUCAUUCUGAUCAACAGCUUUUUCUCGGUGGAUCCACCGACGGAUUAGUAAGGACUUAUAGCUAUGAUGUCAAAGCUUUUUCUGCGGAUUUCUCCAAGUCUAUGAUCAAGAUGGGGAACAUAAAGCCAUUAACAGGCAAGCAAGGUCAAAUUCGUACAAAUUGCAGGAAGGUGAAUUAUUACUGAGUAUUACAAGAAUGUUGUUUUUGUGUAGAUUGCUGAAAUUGUGUGUAUAAGGAGAUUGUUUCGUUCCUUUAAGUUAUUUAUUUUUCAUUCAAACAAAUAUUGUGUUGAAUAAGAAAGAAGGUCAAACUCUUCUUUGUGAGAAUAAAAUCAUGUUUUUCAAUGUAUUAAUUUUAUUUGUUUUA